AUGGGCCAAUUCGACUGGUUCAAGAAAAUCGGUGCCACCGACGAGGCCGUCGCCGUCCUCAACGACCAGCCCUACCUCUUCACCACCCUCGUCGUCGUCCUCGUCGUCCUCCUCGCCCAGUCCGGCCUGCUCUGGUUCAUCCACUGGGCCACCUUCAAGCCCUCCCAGAAGAAGGCCCCCAAGAAGGGCGCCGCCACUGCCAAGCCGAGCAGCGGCGGUGGCGGCCUGCUCAGCAAAAUCACGGGGGGCAGAGGCUCUGACAAUUCUCGCCGUGCGGCUGGUGGUCUGCUUCAACUUUGAAGGCGGACAUCUGCUUCAUAAGAUACCACACAUGUACACUGGGAUGGAUACCUACAAUUUGGAUCAAUGUUACAACCUUCAGUGUCUAAUCGAAUCGAAAGAGGGGGCAGCGCCCUUUUCCACUCGACAUUUAUAUAUCCCGGGGCGUUUACAGCACAGCACUAGUUGAUUCUCACUCAUGACUUAGAAAAAAUUGACAUUUACAUUUCCAC
This is a messenger RNA of Trichoderma harzianum CBS 226.95, 512 nucleotides long. RefSeq lists its product as hypothetical. Bases 1 to 300 code for a protein of 99 amino acids. The transcript has 2 exons. Lineage: Eukaryota; Fungi; Ascomycota; Sordariomycetes; Hypocreales; Hypocreaceae. The record is from RefSeq and is a predicted model, not a curated record.